GAGGCAUGUGAUAAGCGGUCUGCACUGGCAGACUCCGGAUGCAUUUUGAGGAUAUCAUCAACACAAGAUUGAAAAAGGUAGCGGUAACGCAGCAUGACCAAACGUGUACUACACGUGGGGGUGUUCCGAGGCUUGUCAGUGUUUGGUCGAGACUGUCGACCAGUCAUUAAAUCAACACGCCGGGGGAACAUGCAGACUAAAACCGGUGUGGUAGGAGAGGGUCACUGGACCCCGUGUAAGGAGAAGAGCGAAGUCACGUCGUGAGCCAGGUUAAGUGUGCAAGAAGUGCCUGCAGCUAGGAGCCGGCAGCCUGUAGCUAGGAGCCUGCAGCCAGGAGCCAGCAGCUAGGAGCUUGCAGCCUUCAGCUAGGCGCCUGCAGCUAGGAGCCUGCCGCCUUCAGCUAGGCGCCUGCAACUAGUAUCUAGCAGCCUGCAGCUAGGAGCCAGCAGCUAGGAGCUAGGAGCCUGCAGCUAGGCGCCUACAGCUAGUAUCCAGCAGCCCGCAGCUAAGAGCAAGCUUGACCCUUGGGCGGGGUUAUUGGCAGCUUGGAGCAAGAAGUACGCCGCGCGGGUUAAAGAUGUGGCCUUGCUAUACCUGAUCAACCAGACUGUAAUACAUGCGUCAGGCUGCGAGCAGCGCCGUUCAACAGCCUGGUUGGUCAGUCCAUCGACCAGGAGGCCGGGUCCGGAGACCUGUCCACAAGGACCUUGUUCCCCCACAAUCAACCCAAGGUGUGCCGUUCCCACCGUCACAUAAGUUAACAUGUACAGAAGUGUUCGAUCCCAAGACGGGCAAGCCCAAGUUCGAGUGGCUGAAGAACCACUUCAUCCUGGAGGGCCGCAUCGACGAGGCGGCGGCCCUUCGCAUCAUCAACGAGGGAGCCGCCCUUCUUCGUCAGGAGAAGACCAUGAUCGAUAUUGAGGCGCCCGUCACUGUGUGCGGCGACAUCCACGGGCAGUUCUAUGACCUCAUGAAGCUAUUUGAGGUCGGGGGCCCACCCAACUGUACUAAAUAUCUCUUCUUAGGGGACUAUGUAGACAGGGGCUACUUUAGUAUAGAGUGUGUUCUGUAUCUAUGGGCGCUUAAGAUAUGCUACCCCAACACCUUAUUUCUAUUAAGAGGAAACCACGAGUGUAGGCAUUUAACAGAAUACUUCACAUUUAAACAAGAAUGUAAGAUCAAAUACAGUGAGCGAGUGUACGACGCGUGCAUGGAAGCGUUUGACUGCUUGCCGCUCGCUGCCCUCAUGAACCACCAGUUCCUGUGUGUCCACGGCGGCCUCUCCCCAGAGCUACACACACUCGACGACAUCAGAAAGCUGGACCGGUUCAAAGAGCCACCUGCAUUUGGUCCUAUGUGCGACAUACUCUGGUCUGACCCGUUAGAAGAUUUUGGUAACGAGAAAAAUGCAGAACAUUUCUCCCAUAACUCUGUUCGAGGUUGUUCAUAUUUUUACAGCUAUGCAGCUUGCUGUGACUUCUUACAACACAAUAAUCUUCUGUCCAUAAUUAGAGCCCACGAAGCUCAAGAUGCAGGGUAUCGUAUGUAUCGCAAGAGCCAAACGACAGGAUUUCCCUCUCUUAUCACAAUAUUCUCUGCUCCUAACUACCUGGAUGUGUACAACAACAAGGCUGCUGUAUUGAAAUACGAGAACAACGUAAUGAAUAUCCGGCAAUUCAACUGUUCACCUCACCCUUACUGGCUACCCAACUUCAUGGAUGUCUUCACAUGGUCACUACCAUUUGUAGGGGAAAAAGUAACGGAGAUGCUGGUAAAUGUACUGAACAUCUGCUCAGAUGAUGAGCUAAUGGAUGGAGAAGAAUCACUUGAUGAAGCAACAACAGUGCUAAUUGUGCCGGAAAAAGGAGCCUUGCGGAAGGAGGUUAUCCGAAACAAGAUUCGUGCUAUUGGCAAAAUGGCUCGAGUUUUCUCAGUUUUAAGAGAGGAGAGCGAAAGUGUGUUGCAGCUGAAAGGUCUUACCCCUACUGGUGCUCUGCCACUUGGAGCGUUGUCAGGUGGAAAAGCGUCAUUGAAAAAUGCAAUGGCAGGCUUCUCUCCAAACCACAAGAUUACAUCCUUUGCGGAGGCUAAGGGUCUCGAUGCAAUGAAUGAGCGCAUGCCUCCAAGGAAGGAUGCGCCCGCAAUCACUCAGCCUGUCUCCUCUCCUGCCUCAGAAGAUGCAGACAAGUCCAACUCAUCCAACACAGCACCCAACACCCACUUGUGAAACCCACAGCCUCAGGUUGGCUUGGUGUGUGAAUGUAGGUGAUGAAAUGUAAACAUGCUGAUCUCAAGUGUGUGGUGACUGAGCAGGGUGAGGCUGUCUGGCCAGUUACUGGUUGUGAUGCAAGUGUUGCCUCAGCCCCUGGUGGGCCUCACUGGUCAGCCAACCCCACUGGAAAUCCUGCCAAACUGUUGCCGCUAUCAAUGCUACUGUCGGCUAGGACUGGGCUAGGCCAGGUCGCGGGCCAAGUGAUCUUGGGGGCCCAUCAGUGCUGCCACCACAGAGGGUGCAUGGAAGAGUGGCAGAUGCGGCCUGGCCGGCCCCAGGUCACCAGCACCAAGCUGCUGCUGCUAGAGACUUAUGACUCGGUCACCUAACCCCUUCCAGUGUCCUUUCCAGUACACUGUCAGACUACCACCCUCUGUGUUGCCUACACUGUUGGAUUUCAGUUACACCCUCUUUACCCAUUGUGUUGGUGAUGACAUAAGACAGGACCAUGAGUGUUUCCAUGGAGCUGCCAGGGCUGUCAUUGUUUGAGAGCCUUUGCUAGGCCCCAGCUCUAAUGAAUAGCCAGUGGACAGGCGUUAGCACAGUGGUGUGAAAUGUGACUGCGUGAACCCUCCAGAAAGGCCAUAAUGACCAGGAGUCACCAGCUGCAGUGUCUGUCCAGGUUGUGUCACAUACUAACAAUGAUACGUCUACAUGAAACAUUACUCACAUUAUCUAAGUGAAACCUGUUCAUACAUUGACAAAAUCAUGUAAAUAGUUUUCUUUAUUAUUGUGUAUAGCAUGCUUGAAUAAUUACAGACUGUCGUACAGCCUCUCUAAAACCCCCUCUGUAGCAAGACAGCAGCCUGUGUAUUGGUCCAAUGGACUGUUGGCAAGCUUUUCCUGAAUAUCUGCCAUCAAUGUGACAUUUAAGGAUGCAAUACAUUUUGGCCUGUGUGCAAUAUAUCCUCAUUCUCAUCUAGAAUCCGAAAUUAUCUUAGGUUAGAAAUGGUAGCUUGUCAUCUCUUGAUCAUUGUUCUGUGGCUCCUCAAAAUGUAAUUUCUAUAAGUUUAAUACCAUGUAGUGUUAAGCCAUAUUCUACAGAGGGAGUGGUGUACAUGCCGCAGAGAAGCAACCUGUUUCCAGGACUAUUAAUCCUCAUGUAAUUUAGUCCCUCUGAUGGUACCGUUACAUGUUAAAGAUGAUCCUGUUGCUAAUGGACGUUUUCUUCUUGAUGGUAAUUUUCAUACAUGCAACUGUUUUGUCAUGUGAGACUGUAGGAUUCAUAUUUAUCAAUUCUGCCAUAUUAAGUGUUAUAUAAAAGAUUACUACUAAUAAUAAGUCGUGUUUAAAAACAAAUUUUAUGCCUUUUUCCAAACCAAAGUGUCCUAGUCAUAUUUCUCGCGUGGAAACAAGGCAUCGGGGCCCAGCGAGUAGCAUGUUGGGCCUGUCGGAGCCCCAUCUCCCUUCCCUCCCUCCCACCCCAAGAAAAUUGUGGGCCUUGCUCGCUGUGUGCUAGGAUCCAUCAGCCAUCACUUCCCCCAUGUUUUAAGUGUUCACACAAAAACCAUAAAGGAAGUUUACCAUCCUGUAAUUGCUCUCACUCAUUUUUCACUUUGAAACUUUGCUGGUUGGUGUAAAUUUUUAACAUGCAAGUAGCCCUUAACUUUUUUUCUCUUGUAGCUCUUAAUACCCAUGAGAAAUAUGUGAAUGUGCGUUGAAAGUGGUUAUAAUGCUAUGUUAAUAUUUAUGAUUAUAGUGAGGAAAAACUGAAUUUGAAAUACUUUUAAUUGUGAGGUAGAUGUUGAUUGCUUCAAUCUGGUAUAAAUACAUUAUUUUCUUGUGGAAUAGGAUCCAAGUUUUCUCUUGUUACCUUGUUCAAUUAAUAAAUCUAUUAGAAAAGUGUCAAAUGUUGUAUAUCACAAAUAUAACCUUCCAUAUUGUUUUUACAAUUUGAAGCUGAUGUUCUGUUGUCAGUCCAAAGUAUAAGCUCCUUUAUGCCAAGCUUUUAAAGGCCAAGCUAUUCCAGGCUGCUGCAUGGAAGUGGCUGAUGGUAUAGGCUCAGAACCAUUGAAUUGCAAUAACAGUAUACUGUAAAGAUAUGACUAUAUAACAUUACAUAAGGUGUGUGUGCAUGUACUUAUGUAUGUAUAUAUUGUGCAUUUGUACAUACCUAUGUAUGUAUAUAUUGUGCAUUUGUACAUACACACACACACUACACACAUACACACACACACAUACACACACUACACACGCACACAUGAUGGAGGUAGCGAGUAUGUUGGUGUAGAGCCCCCCACAGCCACCAAAUAAGAUUCCUGCACCCCUGGACAAUGUGGCCUUGAGCCCUUGCUACAGGUCAGUCAUUGAGAGGCAAAUCCCAGUCUGCUUCCUCAUGCAGUGUACAGGAAACUGUUUAUCCCUUGCAUACACAUCACUAAGAGAUAAUAAGACAUGUUAAUUAUUAUAAACUUCUCAAGUGUAAUCAGUAAAUAUUCCUGAGCCAUAAUCAUGACCUGUAUCAGUGUGUUACAAACUACAAGCCUUUGUGCAACUGUUUUAUACUUCUCAGCAUCUCUGCCUUUGUGGUGUACUGUAAUAUACUUAGUUAUAUAGCCAUGUUCAUUCUUUUUGUUUAACUGUUCUAAUUCAAAGGAUAAUUAUUAUGACUGAACGUUUGCAUUGUUUCGACAUUGAGAUUCUAAAUAAAUUCUAAGAAUCUUUAA
Molecule: messenger RNA, 4938 nt
Organism: Procambarus clarkii (red swamp crayfish)
Lineage: Eukaryota; Metazoa; Arthropoda; Malacostraca; Decapoda; Cambaridae
Product: serine/threonine-protein phosphatase 2B catalytic subunit 2
Biological process (GO): calcineurin-mediated signaling
Cellular component (GO): cytoplasm; calcineurin complex
Molecular function (GO): calmodulin binding; calmodulin-dependent protein phosphatase activity
Source: RefSeq, a predicted model, not a curated record